Messenger RNA from Helianthus annuus (common sunflower), 2163 nucleotides. RefSeq names its product protein FAR1-RELATED SEQUENCE 5-like. The transcript has 6 exons. Gene Ontology annotation, biological process: regulation of DNA-templated transcription. The coding region runs from base 1 to 2163 and encodes 720 amino acids. The record is from RefSeq and is a predicted model, not a curated record. NCBI's taxonomy places the organism in Eukaryota, Viridiplantae, Streptophyta, Magnoliopsida, Asterales, Asteraceae.
AUGUCUUCUUCAGACUCUGUUGAUCACAUUUCCAAGUGGGAGGAACGUGUAUGCUUAAACAAUGGAAGAAAGUUUUUCAGACCUAAAGUCAGUGGAUCCAUUACACCUGCUGUUGGAAUGUUUUUUAAAUCAUUUGAUGAGGCUUUUGCGUUUUAUCAGAGAUACGCACUUGCUGCAGGUUUUUCUGCAAGAAAAAAUACUUCUUGGAAAAGUGGUGAUUUAGUGAAAAUAAGAUAUAUUGUCUGCUCAAAAGAAGGAUUUCAUGUUAGCAAAGAAAUAGAUUCUUCUUCAGUUGAUGAAAAUAGUAAAAAGAUUGUUAGACGUAAUAGAGGUUCAAAAAGAGUUGGAUGCAAUGCUCAUGUGAAAUUAAUAUUAGAGAGCAAUAAUAUGUUUGAAAUCUACUACUUUGAAGAAGAACAUAAUCAUAUCUUUGUUGAAGAUGAAGAUAUUCAUUUCUUGCCUGCUGCCAGAAGUAUUGAUUAUGUUAAAGAAAGUUUUAUAUUUGGAUUGUCUGCAAUCAAUAUUGGACCUGUUAAAUCAUUCAAUAUUAUGAAAACAAUGUAUGGUGGUUUUGGUGAAGUUGGUGCUAGUAAAGUUGAUUGUAAGAACUAUAGAAGGGAUUUGAAUCUUUACAUAGAAGAGUAUGAUGCAGAAAUGGUAGUUAGGCGUCUUAUUAGGAAGAAAGAAUGUUCUCCUGGUUUCACAUGUGAUUAUGUUAUUGGUGAAGAUAGAAGAGUGAAAGGACUUUUCUGGGCUGAUGAGCAAUCAAAAACAAAUUAUAUAGUGUUUGGUGACAUAGUUGGUUUUGAUGCUACUUAUAAAUCAAACAAAUAUGAUUUGGUUUUUGUACCAUUUAUUGGGAUAGAUAAUCAUUUUAGGAAUGUCACAUUUGGUGGUGCAUUACUUGGUUCUGAGACUGCAGAUUCUUAUAGAUGGCUAUUAAGGUGCUUUGUUAAUGCUUUUGGAAAUGAGCCUAAAGUUGUUGUUACUGAUCAAGAUGCUGCAAUGAAGAGAGCUAUUAAGGAUGUACUUUCAAGACGUAGGCAUAGGUUAUGUAUGUGGCAUAUAUGGGAGAAAUUGAAGACAAAGGUUGGUCCUGUUUUGUCAUCAAACAUUGAUUUUAAUACAAGAAUGACUCACGUUGUUUGGAAUGAUACUAUUAUUCCAGAAGAUUUUGAAACUGGGUGGCAUUCAAUAAUGUCUACUUUUGGAUUGGAAAAUCAUGAGUGGUUAAAAGAUAUGUACGAUCUUCGAUUUGAUUGGAUUCCCGCUUAUUACCAUGGAGAGAAUUUGGCUGGUCUUAUGCGUACUACGUCUAGAUGUGAAUUCGAGAAUUACUUCUUUGGUCAGAUUUGCAAUCCAAGAUAUACACUUAUUGAAUUUUUCACUCAUUUUGAGACUACAAUGGAUUUUCAAAGGCAUGAGCAUAGGAGGAAUGAUCAUGAUACAAGGUAUAUUCAGUCUAAGACCUGGAGUGACUUUGUAUUGGAGAAACAAGCAUCAGAAAUAUAUACCAAAACAAUUUUUAAAGAUAUUCAGAUUGAAAUUGAUGCUGACAUUACAAAGUGUAUGUCAAAGUCUCAUGAUACUGUGGGUGAUGUUCAAUAUUAUGAAAUAAAGGAUUUCAAACAGCCAUGCACAUCUUUAUUCAAGCAAACAAGAAGAUGGUUUAAGUAUAAGUUAAGAUGGAUGAGAGAUGUUGUUUCAAAUGGAUCAAAUCAUUGCAAUAUUCGGUUUGAUGAAAUUGGUAGGAAUAGUGAAAUUGAUAAAGUUUUUAGAGAAAUCGUUGUUGCAAAUGAGUAUGUGGUUAAUAGGUUGGUUGGGGAUUUAGAUGAGUUGUGUCGUUACAGAGAUCAUAUUAAAAGUUAUAUUGAUAAAGCGGAUGAGGUUAUGGUUGCUGCGCCGCCUCCUAGUCGCAAAGAAAGAUUUGCUGAUAUUGGAGGGAACUUAGAAAAGUCAGAUUCUAUGAUUCGUGUCCCGAUCAAAAUAAGGACUAAAGGAUGCGGUGUACAAAAAAGGAUCAAGUCUAAUCGUGAGAUUGCAAUUCAGAAAUCAUCAAAGAUCCAAAAAUCGUGUCGUGUAUGUGGUGGAAAAGGACAUAACAGUCGCACAUGUAAAGAUAAGGUUUCUUCUAAUGCUAUAGGUUCUAGCAAUACAAUGUAA